UGGGCGCGCGCGGAGAAGGCCCCGGGCGCGCGCGCGCGCGCGCUCCCCGCCUCCAGCCCGGGAGCGGCUCGCGGCCGGCUCCGCGCCGCAUCCCUCGGUUCAGCGCAGCUCAGCGCACCGCGGCGGCCUUUCGGCAGCCGAACGGCUGUGGCAGCAUUUCCUUUAGAGGCUGCACUUCCUUCCCUGCUGCCAGCCAGGAACUUCAGAAGGUUUCUCAGAGGAAGUGUGAUACAGCAGGUCAGGACAAAGAGUUGUGGGCAGGCUGUUGGGCCAGCUGGUACCAUCAUGGCAGAGAAAGUGAACAACUUCCCACCUUUGCCCAAAUUCAUCCCGCUGAAGCCAUGUUUCUACCAAGACUUCGAGGCAGACAUUCCUCCCCAGCAUCUCAGCAUGACCAAGCGCCUCUACUACCUCUGGAUGUUGAACAGCGUCACGCUGGCCGUGAACCUGGUGGGCUGUCUCGCGUGGCUGAUCGGAGGCGGGGGAGCCACCAACUUUGGCCUCGCCUUUCUCUGGCUCAUCCUGUUCACACCCUGCUCCUACGUCUGCUGGUUUCGGCCCAUUUACAAGGCCUUCAAGACUGACAGCUCCUUCAGUUUCAUGGCAUUCUUCUUCACCUUCAUGGCUCAGCUGGUCAUCAGCAUCAUCCAGGCCGUGGGCAUUCCAGGCUGGGGCGUCUGCGGCUGGAUUGCUACCAUCUCCUUCUUCGGAACGAACGUUGGCUCAGCGGUGGUCAUGCUCAUUCCCACUGUCAUGUUCACGGUGAUGGCCGUCUUUUCCUUCAUCGCUCUCAGCAUGGUUCAUAAAUUUUACCGGGGAAGUGGGGGGAGUUUCAGCAAAGCUCAGGAGGAGUGGACCACAGGGGCAUGGAAGAACCCACACGUGCAGCAGGCAGCCCAGAAUGCAGCCAUGGGGGCGGCCCAGGGUGCCAUGAAUCAGCCUCAGACUCAGUAUUCUGCUACCCCCAACUACACGCACUCCAACGAAAUGUGAACCAGCCACGCCUACGAGGUGGCAGGGCUGGGGCCAUUGGGACAGGGGGCUCAAGCCACAUAGUCAUUUGUGGUGACCAAGCAGGGUUCCCCCUUCCCUUUCCCCUCCCCCAAUUUGUACAAAGGACCAGAAUUAUAUAUAUGUAUAUGUAUGUAUAUGUCUGUCCCCCGGCCCCCACCUUUCGGAUCCUGCUCUUGGCACUCAGAGCUGUGGGCUGCGCGUGGAGCCGUCCCGUGCAGUCGUAGCUGUGUCUGUGUCCUCUCGUGAAAUAGUGUGCAGUGGAGGUCUCUUGUUGUGGUGCUAGAUGUAUGUUUAGAGCUAAACCAGCCCCCGCACCUUCCACCUGGCCCUCCUGCCCCUGGCCCAGGGACCCCUCACAGGGUCAGGGGAGGCAUAGCAGAAAGACUGGCCCCUUCCUAGGGUUAUGAGCUGGACCUGUUUCUGCUUUUGGUCUUCCCAGGAAGCAACCGUAGUUAGCACUGGUGGUGGUGGCUGGGAGGCUGGGCACAGGCCCGGGAUAUUACCUUGCUCUUCUCACCCGUCCAAGCCUUUCCUUCCUCAGCCUCUGCCUCCCUCGUCUGUUCCCUGACGUCAUUCCCUUGCCCGGGGCCCGUCUGUCUCCUUCCCACGUGGCUUUUCUUUGUCUUCCCCAAGGCUCAGCAUCCCAGUUUUAUCUGCUCCUGAGACUGAGCCCAGAUCCCCAAAUCUGAUCUGAUUUCUGGUUCAAGGAAGCUGGUGGGGGAGCUGGGCCUUACCCCGAUGUAGGAGGAGCACAUAGCUGGGGGUGCAGAGCCCACCUGGGUACCUGACCCCCAGGGGAUGGAAAUGCAGGUGAGUCUCCUUGGGUCUGAGAGUUUGGUCUUCAGGGGCACGUUCCUCCUUUCUCUCCCUGCCUUCUCCUCCUCUUCUCCCCAGAGCCCCCUUGAGCCCCUCUGCCUAUGUCCCUCUGCCUCCUCUCCAUGCCCCCAGCUGCUGUGGCUUGACGGCUUGAUUCUCCUACCCUCACCCCACCAUGUGCCAGGUGGCAUCUGCCUUACUGCCUUCCCUGAGGAGUUGGGUCAUGCCGGCCAGUUGUCAGGUGUAAAGGCACAGCUAGAGCAGAGGGCAUGUCGGUCAUGAUUGGUCCCUGGGGGAGGUGUGGCUGGCUCCAGCACACUGGAGCAUCUAGGUAUCUCUCAGUGACUGUGGAUUCCUGGGAGCGGCAGCUGUUCUGUUUGAAUCUGGUAGAAGGGACAGGGCUCCGUGGACUAGGCCCGGAGGGAAGGUCAGCGGAUAAGGCAGGCAGGGCCCAGUGAGGGAAGCACGCCUUCCCCUACUCUGGCUUGCUCGUGGUCACAGGGCAGUUCUGGGCACUUGAACUCAGGUCCCAGCAGAAGCACAGGCCCGGUCCUCGGUGCAAGCACAAUGGCCUGACUGGGAUUUCCGGUUAGGCCGGGUGGGAGGGGAGGCUCUCUGGCUUUAGUUUUGUUUUCCAAAUCAAGGUAACUUGCUCCCCUCUGCCUGCAGACCUCGGCUCUUGGCUUGUCCUCACCCAGUCGGAACUCCCUACCCCUUUCAGGAGAGCGGUUUUAGGUCCAUGGGGCUGUUGUGUUCCAAGUGGGGUGAGAACAUGGAUGGUGGAGGCUUCAGCUAUGUGUGGGGCCCGAAGGGGAGCGGGCUCUCACGCAAAGAGCAUCUGCCCGUUUCCCACCGCCCCUUCUCCCAACAGAAGCCUGCCUGGGCUGUUUGGACAAAAAUCCAAACCCCACUUGGCUACUCUGGCCUGGCUUCAGCUUGGAACCCAACACCUAGGGCUUCCAGGCUAACCUGAGCCAGGGGUCUCUGGUAGUUCUCCUGAUGGUCCUUUAGGCUUGGGCCACAACAGAUGAUUGGCUCUCCCUCCUCUCUGGUACCUGAAGAGGGACCCUAGGUCUAGGCUCUUCUUCCCCCUCCCUUCCUUUCCCCUACCCCAGACCUGUGGCUCCCUUUCCCUUCUCUCUCUGGUAGCUCCAGGAGGCUUGUGGUCCAGCUCCCUGCCUAGCACUCAUGACCUGUUGGAUGUUAUCGCCAAUUGAUCUCCUGUCCUAUCUGCCUCUUUGGCUCAGACCUAUAUAGCCACACCCUGGCUCUACCCUUGGGAAAGACAGAUCCCAGUGUGUGGCCCAGCUUGUUCAGGCCCUGGGAUGCUGCAUCUCCAGGCAACUAUGCACUUUCCCAGGGAGGGAACCAGUCUGAGAAGUUGGGGCAGGGCACACAUUCAUCUCUGCAGGAAGGUCUGGCCUGGGGUGGGGUGGAGGAGGGCCCAGGUCCGUUCUGGGGUCCCAGUGACCUGCUUUGCCAUUCUCCUGGUGCCACUGCUGCUCCCUAUUUCUGGAGAUGGACGUUCCCCAGCUGGCAGUUGAGCUGCCUGAGCCAAUGUGUCUCUUUGGUAACUGAGUGAACAAUAAUAAAGGGGAACAUUUGGCCCUGUG
Molecule: messenger RNA, 3443 nt
Organism: Saimiri boliviensis boliviensis (Bolivian squirrel monkey)
Lineage: Eukaryota; Metazoa; Chordata; Mammalia; Primates; Cebidae
Source: RefSeq, a predicted model, not a curated record